This is a messenger RNA of Hipposideros armiger (great roundleaf bat), 3175 nucleotides long. RefSeq names its product MINDY lysine 48 deubiquitinase 4 (gene MINDY4). Gene Ontology annotation, molecular function: cysteine-type deubiquitinase activity; K48-linked deubiquitinase activity. The record is from RefSeq and is a predicted model, not a curated record. NCBI's taxonomy places the organism in Eukaryota, Metazoa, Chordata, Mammalia, Chiroptera, Hipposideridae. The coding region runs from base 87 to 2330 and encodes 747 amino acids. The transcript is spliced from 17 exons. Gene Ontology annotation, biological process: protein K48-linked deubiquitination.
GGACAUGGAGACUCAGAUUGGAUCAGUGACUUGUUCUAGGCCACACAGAUGGACAGGGCCAGAGCCAAGACCCCACCAGGCCGUCCAUGACUUGGCUCCUCGGCGGCACUGGGCUUUGGCCUUGUGGGUUCUGCCUCCCGCUCCCAGAAGCGAGUUUAAAGGAUGCUCCUCCCCUUCCCGCCUGCCUUCCCGCCCUCUGGCUCCCAGGGAAGGGGAGGAGUUCUCCAGGCGCCGAUGACACCGUCGCCAAGGCAACACGGCCAUACUGGCCAACCGACCCAGGGGCCUGGGGCUUGCACGGCCGCGGCCUCGUGGGCAGAGCUGGCAGCAUGGACAGCCUCUUCGUGGAGGAGGUGGCCGCCUCCCUGGUCAGGGAGUUCCUCAGCAGAAAGGGCUUAAAGAAGACAUGUGUGACCAUGGACCAGGAGCGCCCACGCUCUGAUCUCAGCAUAAACAGCAGAAACAACCUCCGCAAGGUUUUACAUCUUGAAUUUCUCUACAAGGAGAACAAGGCAGGCAUGUUUGUGCAGUGCACAUACCGUGUAACUGAAUGCAGCACCCUUGUAUCGUUGUUAGCGAUUCCUUUGGGGAAUCUAUUUAAUGGAAAUAUCCCCCCCUUUUUUUUUUGCAGACAUGACAAUCUUGAUGGGGAUGUACUUGGUAAUUUUGUAUCAUCCAAAAGGCCCCCCCACAAAAGUAAGCCCUUGCAGACUGUCCCAGCCGAAAGCCUCCCUGUGGCCCCUGCGAGGGAGAAGACGGACAAGCUUCAGUCGUCAGAGCCGCCCCUGGACACGAAGAGGGUGGGAGAGAGGAUCAGGCCCAAGUCGGGCCUCAUUGUCCGAGGCAUGAUGGCUGGGCCCACCGCCAGCUCUCCACAGGAUUCCCUCCGAAGGCGCUCCCUGAGACGGCCACUUGCCUUGAGUAGCGUGACCCAGACCCACGAGGAGGAGGAGGAGGAGAGCCGGAAAGCCCCCGAGCUCUCCACCCGCACCCCAGCCUGUCCCGCCCCCCAGGAGGGCCUGGCCUCCAGCGCGGGCUCCACCGCCAGGAGCCCCCUGGGCCAGCUCAGUGAGCCCACCUCAGAGAAGCGCAGAUCCAUGCCCAGCAGCCCUGCUCACUUGCUGAGCCAAGCGCUGCUCCAGAGGGGAAGCGGCAGGUGGACGGAUCUUUCGGAGGACAGCCCAGCCGCGAACAGCGGCCCAGAGGCCGACGGGACGCCCUUGAAGUUCUUGCCGGGUGGGACUGCCAGGACGACCCAGGAGAGGCUGGAACGAGCAUUCAAAAGGCAGGGGAGCCUUCCCUUGCCCCUCAGGAAAAAUCAGCUGCCGGUGUCCAGCAAGGCCGAUGGUGACCUGGGUGCUCUGCAGCUCGAGGAUGUGGAGGAUGAGCUGAUAAGGGAAGAAGUCAUUCUCUCUCCAGCCCCAUCAAUGCCCAAACUGCAAAUAGUGUCAAAGCCCAUCGACCUCUCAGUGGCAAAGGGUGGUCCCUGUGGAGUUCUGGCAGCCGUCCAAGGCUGUGUCCUACAAAAACUCCUGUUUGAAGGAGACAGCAGAGAUGACUGCGCUCGGCAGCUGCAGCCUUCAAACACCCGCAGAACCCACUGCCUGGCCUUGGCCAUCUCGGACAUUGUGUGGCGAGCUGGGGGCCACGAGAGAGCUGUGGUCACACUGGCUUCGGGAACACAGCAGUUCAGUCCAACAGGAAAAUACAAAGCAGAUGGCGUCUUAGAAACAUUCGAGGUGGGCCCCUACGGAUGCAUCCUGCUCACCCUGUCGGCCAUCCUGUCGCGGUCCACGGAGCUCGUCCGCCAGGACUUCGACGUCCCCACCAGCCACCUGAUUGGAGCACACGGCUAUUGCACGCAGGAACUUGUCAACCUGCUCCUGACCGGGAGAGCCGUGUCGAAUGUUUUCAAUGACGUAGUGGAGCUGGAUUCUGGGAACGGGGACGUCACGCUCCUCAAAGGCAUCGCUGGCCGCAGCGACAUUGGCUUCCUGUCUCUCUUCGAGCAUUACAACGUGUGCCAGGUUGGCUGCUUCCUGAAGACCCCCAGGCUGCCCAUCUGGGUGGUGUGCAGCGAGAGCCACUUCAGCGUCCUCUUCAGCGUGCAGCCCGAGCUCCUGCGAGACUGGAGGGCCGAGAGGCUCUUCGACCUGUACUACUACGACGGCCUGGCCAACCAGCAGGAGCAGAUCCGGCUGACCAUCGACACCACCCAGACUGUCCCUGAGGACGGAGACAAUGACCUCAUCCCACCCCUCGAGCUCUGCAUCAGGACCAAGUGGAAGGGGGCGUCGGUGAACUGGAACGGCUCGGAACCCAUCCUCUGAGCUUUCCUGUGGGUAAGCCCUGUGGCUCCACCGCUCAUCACAGGAGUGACAGCUGGGCCCCAGGCCUCAGGGACAAGUCUCUCAAAAGGGUGUCACCCCCAUCUGGGCCAGCACUGCUGCAGAAGCAUCCAGAACCUCCCUGCCCCUUCCAUGAAGGGCCCGCCCAGGACUGUGCUGCUGUGUGGCUCCCUCCCAGCGGAGCUGUGACUGCCAAGGACAGGAAGGAGGCCAGCUGCUGGGGCCUGUGCUGCCUUUUGUCUGCAUCCCUCGCUUGCCCCCCGCUGUGCCGUCCCCUUGCCAAGCCUCUGAUACGGUCAGCCCAGGGACCCUGGGCACUCGGUAUUUCUGUUAAGAACCAACCCUAUCCUAGAGUUGAACGACCACGUCCUAGAGGUGAGUAGCUCCCUGAGGGCUGAGCCUGGGCUUGGCGCUCCAUCUCUGAGAAGCCUGUCCACUGAACGAGCACACCUCAGUGGACUGUGAGCCGCAAGCAGCCUUAUCCUUUCUUACUGCUCCUUAUCGGAUCCUCUCUUUCUCGCCACUGUUUGUUUCUUGGUCCUGGAUGAAAGAGCAAGUUGAGUGCACUACUUUUCUGGCAGUGUGAGCAGCAAGACCAGCCUGAUGGUAACAUUUAACGCCAUACUCUCAGCUACGGAAGGUUCUUAUGGGGGACCUCCCAUUGCUGGGGUCUCUCUCGAGUCCCAGACGAUUCAUCCUCCUGCAGCUCCUGGUGAAGUCCACCUCCCUCCUUCCCCUUUCAAGAAGACCCAAGCCUGCCUUUUGCACGAUCCGCAUUUGAGCCACGCAAAGCACCAAUACACCUUUGCCUCCCCAGCUCGGGAGGU